AUGGGAGACAACAUAACAAUUGCCAAACAGAAGUCGUCGACGACACCACAAAGCAGGACAAUUGUAAAACCCAAUUACAUAACCCUAAAGAAAGAUGUGAAAAGAGAAAAAAUACCUGUCGUAAGAAGAGUUAGAAGGAAGAAACACAGAAACCGGGAGUUGGAGAGGAAGAUGAUCGGAAAGGAACUCAGAGAAAAGCACGUGGAAAGUGAAGGAUUGCUGGAUCUAUAUGCACAACCCGGUACUAAAACACUAAUUUCGAACGUAUUUCAUCCUCUGCCGAUUGCUGUAUCAUUCGCUCAAUCGAUCCUGUUUAAUCAGGGCUGA
Messenger RNA from Lactuca virosa, 327 nucleotides. The record is from the annotation of a GenBank genome assembly. NCBI's taxonomy places the organism in Eukaryota, Viridiplantae, Streptophyta, Magnoliopsida, Asterales, Asteraceae.